Molecule: messenger RNA, 531 nt
Organism: Plasmodium berghei ANKA
Lineage: Eukaryota; Apicomplexa; Aconoidasida; Haemosporida; Plasmodiidae
Product: fam-b protein
Exons: 2
Coding region: 1-531 (176 amino acids)
Source: RefSeq, a predicted model, not a curated record
AUGAAUAAAGUUAAAAAUGAGAGUCAGUAUUUAAAAUUUUGUUUUUUUUCAAUUAUUAUUUGUUUUUUUGAAUAUACCCAAAACGAACUAUACUUUGUAAACGAUAGAGGGAUAUGCCUUGAAAGGGAUGUAAUAAACUUUAGAAAUAAUAGAAUAUUAGUAGAUGUAGACAAUCAAUUCGAUUUAAAUAAUUUUUAUGAAUCAACUUUGAGUCUUAUAAAUCAAUUUAAUGACGACAAUGAUGAUGACGAAGAAAUAAUAUAUCUUCGAAAUAGUAUAGAUUCACAUAUAAAGAUGCAUGAAGAAAAUAAUACAUUACCCGAUUUAAAAAAUGUAGAUAAGAAAACUGAACAGUUAAUUGAUGAACUUCGAAAAGAAUUGGAAGACGUAACAAAAGAGCUUGAUAAUAAAAGGAGUGGUGCAGUAGCAAUGCAGUUUUUACAUGAUAAAAGAAUAAUAAAAAAAGAUGAAAAUAGUUCUGUAUCAGAACAUGAAGACCUUAAACAAUUGAAAAUUUUUAAAAUAUUUUGA